Molecule: messenger RNA, 813 nt
Organism: Capsella rubella
Lineage: Eukaryota; Viridiplantae; Streptophyta; Magnoliopsida; Brassicales; Brassicaceae
Product: MATH domain and coiled-coil domain-containing protein At3g27040
Exons: 4
Coding region: 1-813 (270 amino acids)
Molecular function (GO): protein binding
Source: RefSeq, a predicted model, not a curated record
AUGGGGAAUGAAGCUGCUAAGAAGUUCACUUGGGUGAUUGAAAAAUUCUCCUCUCUUGGUUCCGAAGGAGUUUAUUCUGAUACAUUCGUGGCUGGUCGUUGCAAAUGGCGUCUACUCGUCAACACUCGUGGUUAUAGUAACAGUUACUACUCUCUGUUUAUAUGUGUUCCUACUUCUGAAUCUUUGCCUUCCCGAUGGAGAAGACACGCUAAAUGUUCCAUUACUAUGGUCAAUCAAUUUACAGGAGAACUCUCUUAUCUGCAAGAAAGACAAUGUCGGUUUGAUCAAAAGAACCCAAAAUUGGGUUUUACCAUGUUUUGUUCAUCCGAGGAUAUUGGUAGACAUGAUAAUGGGUUUCUAGUAAACGAUGAAGUCAAGAUUGUUGCAGAAAUUGAUGUUCUCGAAGUUAUUGGUAAAUUAGAUGUGCCAGAGGAAACUAAGGGAAUCAUUGAUAUCAAUGGGUUCCAAGUUCCUGUUUCACAGGUAGAAUCUGUGAAAAGUCUGUUUGAAAAGCACCCAGGCUUUUCAUCAAAGCUCUGUCCCAAGAACCCACAUUUGAGAAAAGCGUAUUUGAAUGUUAUACUAAGUCUGACUGAAACUCUCAGCAAGUCCCCUGAUGAACUCUCUAAUGGUGAUCUGGCCGAGGCAUACUCUGCACUACGAUAUGUGACAAAUGCAGGGUUUAAGUUGGAUUGGUUGGAGAAGAAACUGAAAGAGUCUGGUGUGACUCGGCUGCAAGAAAUUGAGGAAGAGUCAGAAGACUUGAAGAUCAAGUGUGCAGACAUGGAUGCUCUGCUUAAGUUCUUACGGUGA